AUGUCUUUGAGUAAAAAACUUGGUUCGAUUUUUACCUCAGAAACUCGUAAUUUGUCACCAAAAGUGGAAAAAUGGCUCGUAAAAAAAUCUGCGGGAGAAAAAGCAAAAACAGUAGAUAAAUCACAAACAUCAACAGAAAUAACACAACCCUCAACAGAAAUAACCAACGCAUCACAAUCAUCAAAAUACCCAACUUUAAGAGAACGUAAGAUGCUAAAAGAUGGUCUCACAUUGCAACAUUUCAUAUUAAAACCUCAAGUAUUACAAUUAUAUAAAGAAAUUCUAGCGACUAUAGAAUGGAUGGAUGACCCACAAGCCGCUAAAGAACUUAGAAUAUGGGUCAGGCAGGAAUUCGAAAGAUACAGGCAUGAAAAAGAUAUACAAAUUAUGACAAAUACAACAACGUCGACUCCCUUUAUUUUACCUAUCAUUAAUUUGGGUCUUUACCUAGACGACAAAAAUUCAACGAAAGCAAUAGAAGAGUGCAAAAAGACGGCAAAUGCAUUACGCGAUUAUGGCGCGUUACUGGUCAAAGAUCCACGUGUAACUGAAGAAGAUAAUGCGCGAUUCUUGGAUUUAGUGGAGGAUUACUUUGCACAGCCAUUCGAUAUUAAAUUGCAAGAUGCGCGUCCAGAAUUCGGAUAUCAAGUUGGGGUGACACCUGAAUUUACCGAGGAACCUAAAUGCAAGCGAGAUCCUCAUUGUCAAGAUGUUAUUGCAAAGAUUCCAGUUUCGAACAAACCAUUGGAAUUCGUAGGACCAGAUCCGAAAUGGAGAUUCUUUUGGCGAAUUGGAGGGCAGCCUAAGCAAACUAAAUUUCCAAGAUUGAAUGCAGACCCGGUGAUUCCAGCUGCAUUCAAAGAUGAAUGGCCAAAGACCAUGGAUACUUGGGGAGCUCAAAUGCAUCAAGCAGUCUUGGGAAUCACAGAAAUGGCGUCAGCUGGAUUCGGUAUGGACGCGAAUACAUUACCCGAUAUGACUAAAUUUGGUCCUCAUUUACUUGCACCGACUGCAAGUGAUCUUGAAAAAUUUGGGAAAGUAGGGACUGUUUUGGCUGGAUUUCAUUACGAUCUGAAUUUUUUAACCAUUCAUGGCAAAUCACGUUUCCCUGGAUUAAAUAUAUGGCCACGAAACGGCGCAGAAAAAAUCGCGGUUCGAGUACCAGAUGGACAUUUGUUGGUUCAAGCAGGUAAGCAAUUCGAAUGGUUAACCGGUGGUGAAGUCAUGGCUGGAUAUCACGAAGUAGUGGUGACUGAAGACACGCUCAAGACUAUUGAAAAGGUAAAAAUUACACGUCCGGAUCGACCUCUUUGGCGUAUUUCGUCGACUUUCUUCCUGCAUAUUGCAAGCGAUGAAUUAUUGAGACCUUUGAAACCGUUUAAAGGAGAUCCCAUCCGUUAUCCUCCUACUUUAGCGGGUGACCAAGUCAAAUAUGAAUUGGGUCUCAUAGAGUUAAUGAAAUCAUAA
Messenger RNA from Ambispora leptoticha, 1467 nucleotides. The record is from the annotation of a GenBank genome assembly. NCBI's taxonomy places the organism in Eukaryota, Fungi, Glomeromycota, Glomeromycetes, Archaeosporales, Ambisporaceae.